AUGAGAAAACCCACUGAUAAAGACAUGCUGCAGAAGCAGCCACUCCCUGAGCCUGACACUGUUGAUAACCUGACAUCUACAAAGGCAACGAACCGAUUCGCAAAAUUGCUCAAUCUGGGAAAAGGAAAGACCUAUGAUCCAUCCAUCAUAAUCCCCAAGAUAUCAGAAGAGCGUUUGCAAGCGGCCGCCCACGACCAUGCGUUGGAUAUCAUCACCCUACUUCACGAUCACGGGCCAAAGGCGAAGCACUCGUCUGAGACCAAAACCAGUGGACUGGAUGCGGAAGCUCAUAAACCUGAAGAAACGGUCCUGUACUUAGCCUACGGCUCGAAUAUGAGUGCCCAAUCAUUCCGCAAAACCCGCGGUAUUUUGCCUGUCUCGCAACUGAAUGUUUACGUCCCUGGCCUCAGCCUCACAUUUGACCUUCCUGGCUUCCCCUACCUUGAACCUUGCAUGGCGGGAACGAAAUACCGAGAUGACAACCAAGCCCCGAUCCACAGAUCGGACCAAACAUGGGACAAACCGCUCGUCGGUGUUGUCUACGAAGUCACCCUUUCCGACUACGCGCACAUCAUCGCCACGGAAGGCGGGGGCGCCUCUUACAUCGAUAUCGUGACGGACUGUUACCCGUUCCCGAAAUCGUACGAUCCCGCGGACCCUGUCCCAGCCCACCCGCUUAAAGACGCAAAGCCGUUUAAAGCGCACACCCUCCUCUAUCCGUCCCACAAGUACGAACCGAACAACACAACCGUAAGUCCUCUUGGGAAUGCGAAGGAAAAUGCCCAUGCAACGAAUCCCCCUCCCUGCAACAGACCCUACACCCGCGUCCACCCAGCCAACGCCCCGGCCCAGCCAUCCCCACGUUAUAAAAACCUCCUAGUCACUGGCGCACGCGAGCACGAUCUCCCAGCCGAAUACUGCGCCUACCUCUCCUCCAUAACAGCGUACCGAGUCACCACCACCCGCCAGCAGAUCGGCAGGUAUACCACGGUGACACUGUGGGCACCGCCCGCGUUACUUCUAAUGAUGCUUUCGUCGCUGACUACGGAUAAAAAUGGGAGAGUGCCUAGAUGGGUGGUGACGACCCAGAAGUUUUUAGUUUUGGGGUUGUGGGGGUGGUAUGAUCGUUUUGCGAAAAGGAUUUUUGGGGAUGGGGAGAGGGUGAUUGAAGCAUGA
Molecule: messenger RNA, 1176 nt
Organism: Histoplasma capsulatum G186AR
Lineage: Eukaryota; Fungi; Ascomycota; Eurotiomycetes; Onygenales; Ajellomycetaceae
Exons: 1
Coding region: 1-1176 (391 amino acids)
Molecular function (GO): gamma-glutamylcyclotransferase activity
Source: RefSeq, a predicted model, not a curated record